Messenger RNA from Leptonychotes weddellii (Weddell seal), 3525 nucleotides. RefSeq names its product RAB3D, member RAS oncogene family (gene RAB3D). NCBI's taxonomy places the organism in Eukaryota, Metazoa, Chordata, Mammalia, Carnivora, Phocidae. The record is from RefSeq and is a predicted model, not a curated record. Gene Ontology annotation, molecular function: GTPase activity; GTP binding.
GGCCGCAGCGAGUUCGGAGGAGGAACGCCCGUGGGCAGCGCCCCCCCCGACGCGAGGUGACCCCUUCCGAGGGAGCGCACCCCGCCCCGCACCUCCGCGUCCCAGCAGGGCUCCAGCUGCCCCCUCGUCCCCUGGAGGCUCUCUGCCAAGAUGGCAUCAGCCGGAGACCCCCCAACAGGCCCGCGGGAUGCAGCCGACCAGAACUUCGACUACAUGUUCAAACUGCUGCUCAUUGGCAACAGCAGUGUGGGCAAGACGUCCUUCCUGUUCCGCUAUGCGGACGACUCCUUCACGCCUGCCUUCGUCAGCACCGUGGGCAUCGACUUCAAGGUCAAGACGGUCUAUCGCCAUGACAAGAGGAUCAAGCUGCAGAUCUGGGACACGGCGGGCCAGGAGCGCUACCGCACAAUCACCACGGCCUACUACCGUGGAGCCAUGGGCUUCCUGCUCAUGUAUGACGUUGCCAACCAGGAGUCCUUCGCCGCCGUGCAGGACUGGGCCACACAGAUCAAGACCUACUCCUGGGACAAUGCUCAGGUGAUCCUUGUGGGGAACAAGUGUGACCUGGAAGAUGAGCGGGUCGUGCCUACUGAGGAUGGCCGGAAGCUCGCCGAUGACCUUGGUUUUGAGUUCUUUGAGGCCAGCGCCAAGGAGAACAUGAACGUGAAGCAGGUCUUUGAGCGCCUGGUGGACAUCAUCUGUGAGAAGAUGAAUGAGUCCCUAGAACCCAGCUCCAGCCCGGGGAGCAAUGGGAAAGGCCCGGCCUUGGGGGAUGCCCCACCCCCUGAGCCUAGCAGCUGCAGCUGCUAGAGAUGGUCCCCAACCCCUGCCCACCCCUUCCGGCCUUGGCAGGGACUGUGACUGAGGCAUGAGCCACAAGGGCUGUUUCCAAGCUCAGGGCGCCCCCUUCCCUCCCGUCAGCUGCCCCGGCUCCCGCAUGACCUCCGACUUGCCCAAGCAGCCUUAUCACAAGCUCCAGACCCUGGGGAUUCUGCACUGUGGGCAGAGUCUGGGUGCGUUGACAUGCACGAGCUUGCUGCUUUUCAGGAAUUCUAACGGAGGGAGCAUGGGCAGCAUGUCCCACCCCGUCUGGUGGAGGGGCCUCCACAGUGCCUUCUGGGGUUAGAACUCUUGUCCUCAUCCAUUCUGUGUUGGGGUAUUGCCUGGCAUUCACAAGCUGGUCAAAGAUGCUUCGUCAUCUUCCUCCUGCAGUGUAGGUCCUCAGAGUUCAUUCCUGGGGAGGUGGAAGGUGAGUCCUUUCUCAGGGUCCCCUGGUGUGAUCCCAGGCCCACCCAUGAACCUCCUUGGACCUCAAGCUUCCAAGGCGGGAAGGUGAUUUUAGCCCUUGCAGACCCUUGCCUACUGGCCUGCAGAUCCUCUGUCUGUGAAAGCAGUAUUAAAGCAGGUUUUCCCUUAGUAAAGGGGCAGGAAGUCAGAGGCCCACCCCCCCACCGGCUUCAGGGACUCCAGAAGUGCCUUCUGAGCUUCCCCAGGAUUUCACAUCAACCACACCCCCGCCACUGUUUUGGCUUAUCCACUGCAGCAUCUCUGAUCCCUGGAUUGAAUUCUGGAACCAUGGGCCGCAUCAGACUGGGCAGAGAAUGGCCCAAGCUGUGGCGUUCCUGCUCGGGACUUUUUGCAGGGAGUUAACCUCAGAGCCGGGAGCCCCGGACCUCCCGCCCCUUCCUGCCUCUCCCAGGCCCCAUUUAGCUGGUGAUGUUUUAAGCAAGGUCUUUCCACAUCUUCCAUCCUGCUAGAAAAGGAAAUUGAGCAAUGUUCCUAUCACCUGCUCUUGCUGGCGACUUGCCGAUAGAAGGACUCGGGCUCCUCCCCCUCAAGGACCCUUGAAGACCCAGAGUCCUAUUUCCUGAGCCAUGUCAUUGGUGGGGCCCAGAGAGGUGAUGUUUCCUACUAAUGGAGGAGUGACUCUAAGCGAGGCUAUAGGGUUGGGCUGAAGGGGCAAGAAGGCAGGAUUGGGUAAUUACUGUUGCUACAUGUGCUUCACGGACACAGCUUGGGAGUGGCAGGCUGAUGGGGAUGGGCUGGGAACCAGUCUCCCUGGUUGACACAUGAUCAGGGAGCCCACAAGGCUGGGCUCCCCAGCUGGUGGGGGCUCCUGCUGGGAGAUUAUGUGCAGUCUGGGGAUCUCCAUCUUGCUCUCCCCCCGACCCCACCCCAGCUCAGUGUCCUUCCUGCCCACCCAAGGCCAAACUCCAGUGGCAUGGCACCCAUUUUUGCCCCGGAAUACCAACUAACAUCCCAUAAUUUGACAGACACUGUGAAGAUGGUCUAAACAGAUGGUUUGUGUACGCCCCCAGCCCCUGCCACCAAAAUGACUUGCUAUAGCCUUAAAGAUCUCAGCUUCCUCCUGCAAGUGAGGAAGAUCUGGUUCAAGUGGAACUUCGCUCUUAGCCUUUAUAGAAGCUCUACUUCGAAUUUAUUUCUAGAGGGCCCCAUACAUCCCUUGCCAAGGGCUGCCCUUAGAGCUUCAAAGAGAGGGUAUCUGUAAGCCAGCAAGUCAGAUGACUGGUGAAAUGGACAAGUUUCUGGAAACAUACAGUGAGUUUGGGGAAUGUUUGGGGGCAGGAGUCAAAAAUGUUAGUUGCUUUAACAUAAAGGGGAAAUUAAAGGAGCUAUUAAAAAAACCCCAAAACCUGUUAAGAUGCACCAUAGGCUGUCAAGAUUCUGUAGGCCACCCCAUUUUCCUUAAGCUGCUUGCCAAAAAAAAAAAAAAAAUGGUGGUUCAAAGUGCCAUUACCUAAGGGACGAGCCAACUUGUCAUAGCCCGCAUGAUAAAAAAUAGCUUUGGCUGUGCCCUGUACCUGACGUGAAGUAAGCCUUGUGUUUACACAUGAUUUUUGAACAGUUGAGCUUUAAGUAGCAACUGAGACAGGUAGCUGCCUCUGGGUUUUCUCAAAAUUGGGAAUAAUGUAGGAGAGGGUUUUUGUUUUUUUUCUAAAAAUAAUGCAAGUUUUUAUUUUAUAAUUUUGGGUGGGAGGCUUCACUCAUGAUGGUCUCUGGGGAACCAAAACCACUGUCCUGGGAGAUCAUGUGGGUGGGGGUGGUGGUACCUGGUCAGAGGGAUGGAGAUUUGUUGAGUUUACAAACAAAAAUGAAGCCAAAGGCUGCGGGAAAACCACUUCUCAACUCCAGGGAGACCGGGGUCUGGGAAGGGAGCCUGAGGCUGGGUCCUAUAUUCUCACCAUUUGCUUUUAGCAGCUCAUCUUUCCACUGCCAUGACCACGGUUUGGGGUUGGGGGUUUGGGGUUCUGCUUUUUCCUUCUCUUUCUUUGGCCUCCCCAGAGAUCAUGUUCUUGUAAGUAAGGGGUGAAAUUUGGUCUCGGUGUUGAAGCGCUAAUUCCAUGAACUGGCUUCUCCCCUGCGAUCCCAAAACACUACGGAGUGAGCUCUCGACUCAGUCAUUUAGGUACUGGAUGGGUUCUCCUGUGUAAGCGAUUCCUUGAUGUCCACUCGGAAAGACGAGCACUUUUAUCCACAAGAGAAAAUAAAGCCGUUAUGCCCCGA